Molecule: messenger RNA, 3862 nt
Organism: Parus major (Great Tit)
Lineage: Eukaryota; Metazoa; Chordata; Aves; Passeriformes; Paridae
Gene: ODAD2
Product: armadillo repeat containing 4
Exons: 19
Coding region: 375-3521 (1048 amino acids)
Molecular function (GO): protein binding
Source: RefSeq, a predicted model, not a curated record
CAGCGCCGGGGGCACCGGGCCGUGUCUGUCCGCCUGCACAGGAGGCUUUGGACAGGAGGAUCCUUUUGCUACAGCCUCAACAGAGGCCUCCUGCUGUCGGCUGCCAAAAUUUCUAACAGAAGCGGGAAUUAAGAUGAAAUAAUCAGUGUUUGCACCUGAUUUCCCCAUUUCUUUAAACUUUGCGAGUUCUCUUCAUCAAGUCCCCCUUCCCCUCUUCAGGGAUUUAAAUGAGUUAAAAUAAUCUAACCGUUCCUAGAUAGGUUUAAUUCAAGUCACAGCAGCCACAGCGCAUUUAGCCAUUUGAGAGCUCGGUUUGGUCAUUCUGUGACAGGGUCUCGUUGCCGAGGUGGGCUCCGGUGACACUGACCGACACCAUGGGAGUGGCAUUGGCGAGAGCGGCUCAGUGGACUGCUGCUGGCUCUGGAACUGGUACACUUGGAAUCACCCCUUUGAACGAAUCCCUUUUAAAUCAAAUCAUUAAGUUUGCAGAGGACUUCAGCACUAAGCAUCCUCAGGAAGCAGCAUUUGUCUUCAGAGAGCCCCUUGAAUGGAAAACGCAGUUGGACUCUUCAGUGUUUGGGGAGGGUUAUGAGAUCAAUGAAGCAACUGUUCAGUCUAAAGCCAAAGAUAAAGAUGGUCAACCACUGUUUGUCCUCUCGGCAUCAACUCUCAGAGUUCGCAGUUUUGACCAGCUGUCCCGUUUGCUACAUAUUGCUAUGGAAAAAAAGUUAAAGGAAACACAGGCAUGCCUUGAAGCUAACCGAGAUCCUAUAGUGAAAAUUCUUGGCCCUGAAUAUGGGUCUGUUAAAGGAGAAGACAAAUCCAUCUUGCAUUUAUUUGACAAAGUGAAAAAAGAAUCUGAUCUUGAAACAGAGUUGAAAAUGAAAAUAAUUCUUCUUCUUCAUCAGCUGGAUUUGCAACUGCUUAAUAGUUCUUUGAAACAGAUUUCACAAGAUGUAAGACUAAAUCCAGCUGCUGUAAAUGAUGAAGUGAAUCUUCUCAAGAAUUUCUCUGGGCAAGGAGAAGAUACUGUGCUAGAAUCACUGGAAUAUACAUCAGAUUACAUGUUCUCUAAUGGAUGCCGAGCUCCUCCCUGGAGACAAGUGCAUGGAGAAAUUUGUUAUUUAGUCAUCAAACCACAUGACACUGAUCCUUUGUAUAUCACUUGCAGCACAGCAGGAGUGUUUUUAAAUGGAGGUCAGCUAAAGGGUAAAGAUAUUGACUAUGAAAGAAAAAGUAAUCUGUAUAAAGACAUAGUCACAUUUUUAAGGGAGAGAUCACCUAGAUUUGUAGAAAAUAUGGCUAAACAGGAAUACAGUUUUUUUAAAGAACCAGCACACGAGAAUUAUCAGCAUGUGGAAGGUGCUGAGAUUUUUGGGCAGUCGCAGAGCUUUCAUGAAUUUAGAAGAAUGACUGUUUGUGGGAGAGGGAAAAGUACUUCACUGGGAUCCCCUGGCCAGAGGUUAAAACCAUGUAUGAAGUGGAAGAACAGUGAACUUUCUGCUUCCCAGAGACCCAAAUCCAGUAGUGACAAGUCUCCAAAAAAAGACUCUGAAGAAGAAGGGAAAAGUAGUACUGUAUCUCUGACUACAAAAAAGAAAGCCAGUGGCAAAUCUAAAAUGGUUAAAAUUCAAGAAGCUUCAAAAUGUAAAGCAUCAAGCAGCCCUGAAGAUGUUGGUGAAAGUUCCUCAGAGACUGAUGAAGAUGAACAGCCUCUACGUCGUCAGGAAGGAAACACUGAUUUGUCAGCAGAAUACUGGGGAAUUCAGAAGCUUGCAAAAUAUGUAAAAGGAGGUGAUCCAACAGCUACUGUAAUUGCACUGUGUUCAAUGAGAGAUCUCAAUCUGUCUCAAGAAACGUGUCAGCUGGCCAUCAAAGACACUGGAUGUCUUGAAGUGUUAAUUAAUUUACUUGAUACAGAAGAAAUUAAAUGUCAGACUGGUUCAUUAAAAAUCCUGAAGGAAAUUAGUCAAAAUGUAUUGAUCAGACAUGCAAUUGCAGAUCUUGGAGGCUUAGAGAUCAUGGUGAAAAUACUGGAUUCUCCAGAUACUGAUCUAAAAUGUUUGGCAGCUGAAACAAUUGCCAAUGUUGCUAGAUUUAAACGAGCACGAAAGACAGUAAGGCAACAUGGAGGAAUCAAGAGAUUGGUUGAGCUGUUGGAAUCUAUUUCAGUGGGAUCAUCAUGCCAAGCCAAAGACACUGAAACAGCGCGCUGUGGGGCUUUGGCACUCUGGAGCUGCAGCAGAAGCACAAAAAACAAGAAAGCAAUCCGUAAAGCUGGUGGCAUUCCAUUAUUAGCUAGGUGGCUCAAAUGCUCACACACAAACAUCUUAGUCCCAAUAGUGGGGACACUACAAGAAUGUGCCUCAGAGCCAAGUUACAGACUUGCUAUAAGGACAGAAGGCAUGAUUGAGAACCUAGUGAAAAAUCUGAGUAGUGAAAACGAGGAGCUCCAGAUGCACUGUGCAAGUGCCAUAUUUAAGUGUGCAGAAGAUGAAGAAAUACGUGACCUGGUUAGAAAACAUGAAGGUCUACAACCACUAUCUGUUCUGCUUGGUAACAGUGAAAACAAGCAACUUUUGGCAGCUGUGACAGGAGCAAUCUGGAAAUGUGCAAUCAGUAGAGAAAAUGUGUUAAAAUUUCAGGAAUAUAAAACUGUAGAAACCUUGGUAACUCUGCUUACUGAUCAGCCUGAAGAGGUCCUUAUAAAUGUCAUUGGAGCACUGGGAGAAUGUUGCCAAGAGGAAGAAAAUCGAGGCACUAUCCGCAAAUGUGGUGGAAUCGCACCUAUAGUGAAGUUACUGACUGCAACUAAUCAGGCCCUGCUUGUGAAUGUCAACAAAGCAGUGGGAGGUUGUGCAAUGGAACCUGAAAAUAUGUUGAUAAUUGACAGUCUAGAUGGAGUCCGCUUGCUAUGGUCAUUGUUGAAAAAUCCUAACCCAGAGGUUCAAGCAAGUGCAGCUUGGGCUCUUUGUCCUUGUGUUGAAAAUGCUAAGAAUUCCGGGGAAAUGGUUCGAUCAUUUGUUGGCGGCUUGGAACUGAUAGUCAAUUUGUUAAAAUCAAAGGAUAAAGAAGUUUUAACAAGUGUAUGUGCAGCCAUUGCAAAUAUAGCUAAAGAUCAAGAAAACUUAGCUGUUAUGACAGAUCAUGGAGUUGUCCCUCUGUUGUCCAAGCUAGCAAACACAAACAAUAACAAGUUAAGACGUCACUUGGCAGAGGCCAUUGCCCACUGUUGCAUGUGGGGCAGCAAUAGAGUUGCCUUUGGAGAGACCAAGGCUGUGGCUCCUUUAGCACGUUACUUGAAGGCAAAGGAUCCAUUAGUUCAUAGAGCUACAGCUCUGGCUUUAUAUCAACUGUCAGAGGAUCCCAACAACUGUGUCAUCAUGCAUGAAAAUGGAGUGGUGAAGCUCCUACUGGCCAUGGUAGGCUCUACAGAUGACGCUCUGCAGGAGGCAGCAGCUGGUUGCAUAGCAAACAUUCGCAGAUUGGCUCUGGCAACAGAAAAAGCAAAAUAUGGCUGAUGCUUCAGCAGCUUUUACCAACACACUUGUUUAGCAAUUCAGCUACAUUUAAAUAUACAAUUACUCCUUCUAGUGUCUGUAUUUCAUAGCAGAGCUCAUCUAUCUGAAGAUAAUUUAAUAAAAACAAAUCUGUGGAAACUUACGUUUAAUUUUACAUUACUGGUUUGAUAAAACACUCAUACCUAAUUUUGUGUGUCUUUUAGAAUAGCAUCCAUCUAAAGACCAUCAGUUAAGAUAUGUUAAAGACAUUUUCUACAAUUUAUAUGUUUUUAUUUUAAUUCAUUGUAGAUAUACAUGGUUUUGCUUAUCUGUGACAUUACAAUAAAUUUUGUUUCUUCGUG